AUGAGAAAAAGCUAAAACAAAUACAACGAGUUAUUUCAAUGGUUAUCAUUAUUUUGAUGAUGUAUUAUGGUUAUCAUUAUUUUGAUGAUGUAUUGGAUGUGGCAUAUGAUGUGUGUUGUUACAAUAAGGGGUGUUCAAUCAAAAGAAAGGAAAAGAAACAAAAAAAAUUGUUGCGAAUGUUAGUAUUAAGAGGGCUUUAUAGGGAGAGUGAUGUGAAAUGCAAGAGUGAGCUUCGUGUUAAUAGUAGAAUUUUCAAUAUUAUCUGUGAGAUGCUUAGAGACAUUGGGGGUUUGAGUGAAAUAAAAAACAUGGCGCUUCAAGAGAUAGUAGCCUUUUAAUACACGUUGGCUCACCAUAAGAAGAAUAGGUCUGUUGGACAAUACUUCUUUAGAAGUGGAGAAACCGUGAGUUGACAAUUUCAAGUCUAAGGGCUUUUCUCAAGUUGCAUGAAGUAGUCCUUUACAAUCCCAUACCAAUAUCGGAUGAUUGUGAAGAUGAAAGGUGGAAAUCUUUCAAGGAUGGAGGCUAGCAAUCGAGGAAGAGGUAAAAAUAGAAGGGAUUGGACAUAUGAAGAAGAUGCAGUUCUAAUAAGAUAUUUGCAUGAGUUGAGUUGUGAUCCGAAGUGGAAGUGCAAGAAUGGGUUUAAGAAUGGUUACAUGAAUAGAUUAGAAGAGAUGAUCAAUAGCGUACUUCCUAAUUGUGGCUUGAAAGCGGUUCCCCACAUUAAGUCAAGGAUCAAGCAUUGGUCAGAGAAAUAUAGUGCAUUAUCCACAUCAGGAUUUGGAUGGGAUGCUGAAAAGAACAUGUUGCAAGUAGAUAAGGCCAUGUUCGAUGAAUGGGUGAAGACUCAUAAGAAAGCUAAGGGGUUGUUUGGAGUUCCAUUCAUUCACUAUGAAACUCUUGCGGAGAUAUACGCAAAAGACAAAGCUACCGGAGAUGCAAGUGAGUCGUUCGUUGAUGCUAUAGAAGAUAUUGAUCAAGAGAUUGAUAAGCAACCAUUGAAUGUCGAGAGUGAUGAAGAAGAAGAUGUGAAUUCUGCUCAUUCGGACACUUAUUCUCCUACAAGUCAAUCUGGAAAACAUUCCAUGAAGAUAGAGGAUGAUCAUUCAACUCCUUCAAAAAUGGCAAAUGUGAAGGCUUCUACAAUUCGUUCUUCCGCAAGUGAUUCGACUACUCAAUCCGGAGAACACUUUGUAAAGGCGAAGGAGGCUAAGGAAAAAGGCAAGAACAUGGUAAAUUUGAAGAGUUUGUGUAGGAAUGAUGAUGAUGAUUUGGUUGCCUCCCUCCAUGAUGUUUUCAACAAUUUUGGGAAGAUAUUUGAAAAUAUCGAUGUUAAUCUCAAGACUAUGGCUAGUGCAUGGUCUAAAGCGGAAGAAAGGGAGCAAAGGAUGGAUGAAAAGCUGAACAAGGUUUUGGACGAGGUGAUGAAGUUGGAUGAUAUUUCUCCAUCCGAAGCUUUAGAGUUGGCUACUAUUCUCAUGGCGGAACAACAUAAGCUUCAUGUUUUUUGA
Molecule: messenger RNA, 1511 nt
Organism: Chenopodium quinoa (quinoa)
Lineage: Eukaryota; Viridiplantae; Streptophyta; Magnoliopsida; Caryophyllales; Amaranthaceae
Exons: 4
Coding region: 483-1511 (342 amino acids)
Source: RefSeq, a predicted model, not a curated record